AGCCCACUUGAUAGUAAACAUACUUUGGCGUAGACGUCGUGAUGACCUCAGUGCAAGCGCGCGGAGGGAGGGAGGAGCCGCGCGCGCUUCCACACUGUCUGUGAGAGAGAAGCGGCGUCCUCAAAACUUUUCCCUGACGGAUAAUUCAUGACAUAAAUCAGCAUAAUCGCGAAGGGAUUCCUGGAGUCACGCCAUGUUCAAGGCUGUGCUAAAGAAGAGCAGAGAUGGUGGGAAAAACAAGAAGGAUGCAGGAGAGCCGUACCUGCUCAGUGCCCAGCGGAGGUGUCCUGGCGGAGGGAUGCAGGAUCCCGGCGGUGUUCAUCCGUACCUGCCCACAGAUGAAGGCCUCAAACUCAGCCUGGCUAAAGGCGUCUCCAUGUCUCUCCCCUCGUCCCCUCUCCUGCCCCGACAGACCUACGUGAUGUCAGCUCGCCCGUGCAAGAAGUCUCCAGGACCCGUUAGAAAGCCCAAGUAUGUGGAGAGUCCUCGUCUUCCUGGAGAUGCGGUCAUGUCGUCGCUGAGGAAGGUGCCGGACGGUACGACCGAGCUGGCCGGUCCAGGCCCCUCCCCCGCCACUCAGGAGUUGAUGACACGCUUGGGGUUCUUGCUGGGCGAAGGCAUCCCGGGCUCCACGCGCAUACCUAUGGACGACAAGAAUGAAAAAAAGUGUCCAGUAAAUCAGAGUAUCAGUCCAUGUUCUACUCUGACCAGCAGCACGGCGUCUCCAUGUACGGACAGCCCCUGUUCCACCUUAAAUGGUAACAGCAGCCGGCCGCUGGUCGCCCACCGCAGCCCGUGUGGAACCAUCACCAGUCCCAGCUCCACCCUCGAGAGCAAAGACAGCGGCAUCAUUGCCACCAUCACCAGCUCAUCAGAGAAUGACGACCGCAGCGGCUCCAGUCUGGAGUGGGGUAAGGAGGGCAGUAUAAGGAGCAGCGGUCAGCAUGUGCUGGCACAGACGGCCACACGGGCAGACACGUGCUCUCCUGUGGCCGAGGAAGAAGCAUCAACGUCCGGGACAGAGGUACGGAUUGUCUCCGGGGCGAAGAAGACUUUUGAGGGACCCGUCCACUAUUCCACACAGAACUCGUCCAGUCUGAUGAUGCCUCGGCCCAACUCAGUCGCAGCAACAAGCUCCACUAAGCUGGAGGAUCUGAGCUAUCUUGAUGAACAGCGAAACACCCCCCUGCGCACGUCCAUCCGCCUGCCCUGGCACAACACCGGGGGCAGAGCUCCGCACGACAAAGUUCGCUUUGCUCCGUACAAGCCCACUGACAUCAUGCUCAAGCCACUGCUGUUUGAGGUUCCCAGCAUCACCACUGACUCUGUGUUCGUGGGCCGCGAUUGGCUGUUCCAGCAGCUCGAGGAUGACCUGAGGCCCUGCGAAUCAGGCGAGAGCUCCGGGUCCAUCCUUGUGGGCAACGUGGGCUUUGGCAAAACUGCCAUCAUCUCCCGUCUGGUAGCCCUCAGCUGCCAUGGCGGCCGCAUGCGACAGAUCGCAUCCAACAGCCCAAGCGCAUCUCCCAAAAGUGGGGAGCCGACUUCAGAUCUGCCUCUGAGUCAACCGCCUCAGCCGACCCCGCCGCCCAGCGCCACCAACACCCUGCGAUCCAGCAGCUGUCCCAGCACUCCUGAGCUGCAGCGGCGCCGUGAGGAGGCCGUCAAACGUCUGGCUGCCAAGGUGGUGGCGUAUCAUUACUGCCAGGCUGAUAACACAUACACGUGUCUGGUUCCUGAGUUUGUGCACAGUGUGGCCGCUCUCCUGUGCAGAGCGCAUCAGCUCACCGCAUACAGAGAGCUGCUGCUGAAAGAGCCGCACCUACAGAGCAUGCUCAGCCUGCGCUCUUGUGUGCAAGACCCCAUCGGUGCCUUCCGCAGGGGGAUUCUGCAACCGCUCAUCAACCUACGCAAAGAGAGGAAGAUUCCAGAAGAAGAUUGCAUCAUCUUGAUUGACGGGCUGAAUGAGGCGGAGUUUCACAAGCCAGACUAUGGUGACACUGUCGCCUCCUUCAUCACCAAGAUCAUCUCCAAGUUCCCCAACUGGCUGAAACUGAUCGUCACCGUGAGAACAAGCCUUGUGGAGAUCACCAGUCUGCUUCCCUUCUCCAAGAUCAGCCUGGACGAAUUCCCGGACAACAAGGAGAUCGGGAUGGACCUGAACGCCUACAUACAGUACCGCAUCAACGGCAGCCAGAACAUUCUCAACAACAUCUCCCUCAACGGCAAGGCCGACCCCAUCAUCGUGGGCAAAGUCAGCUCCCACCUCACCUCCCGCAGCCAGGGGUCAUACCUGUACCUAAAACUGACCCUCGACCUCUUCGAGAAGGGUCAUCUGGUCAUCAAGAGCGCGAGCUACAAGGUGGUGCCCGUCUCUCUGUCAGAGCUCUACCUGCUGCAGUGCAACAUGAAGUUCAUGACCAAUUCUGCGUUCGAGCGCGCUGUGCCCGUUCUCAAUGUGGCACUGGCGUCUCUUCACCCCAUGACGGACGAGCAGCUGUUUCAGGCGCUGAAUGCGGGCAGCGAGCGAGGAGAGCUGCUGUGGGAAGACUUUCAGCAGAGGAUGGAGACCCUCUCGUGUUUCCUCAUCAAACGCAGGGAUAAGACGCGCAUGUUCUGCCACCCGUCCUUCAGAGAGUGGCUGGUGUGGCGAGCGGAUGGAGAGAGUUCGGACUUCCUGUGUGACCCCAGGAGUGGACAUGCACUGAUGGCCUUCAUGUUGUCGAGGCAGGAGGGCAAGUUAAACAGGCAGCAGACUAUGGAGCUGGGCCACCACAUCCUGAAAGCUCACAUCUUCAAGGGUCUGAGUAAGAAGACCGGCGUGUCGUCCAGUGUUCUUCAGGCCUUAUGGAUCAGCUGUAGUACUGAUGGUCUGUCUGCUGCUUUGGCCUCCCUGAGGAACCUCUACACACCCAAUGUCAAGGUGAGCCGUCUGCUGAUGCUGGGUGGAGCGAAUGUCAACUAUCGCACGGAGGUGUUGAAUAACGCCCCGGUCCUCUGCGUCCAGUCUCACCUGGGACAUCAGGAAAUGGCCGCCCUGCUGCUGGAGUUCGGAGCGAAUGUGGAUGUGGUUUCAGAGAACGGCAUGAGCUCUUUGUGUUACUCAGCGGCCGCUGGUCAUCUAGGGCUGGUCAGUCUUCUCUGUAAGAGAGGAGCCAAGGUGGAUCACGUGGACAAGAGCGGUCAGUGUGCGCUGGUGCAUGCAGCCCUGAGGGGUCAUUCAGAGGUCAUCGAGUGUCUGCUGGAGCUGACCUGGAGCAGUGAGGGUCAACAGGACCUGAGCCUGAAGAACAAAGUCCUGCAGCAGGGGCUCAUAGCGGCCUGCAGUAUGGGACACAUUCAUGUGCUGGAAGGCUUGUUGAUGUUGAAUAAUGAACUGGCGGUGCAGAUUGAUGCCCAUGACACACUGUGGGGCGAAACAGCUCUGACUGCGGCUGCAGGACGGGGGAAGAUGGAGGUGUGUGACUUCCUGUUGGAGCGGGGGGCGCAGGUUCAGCAGGUGAACAGGAGAGGAGCGUGUGCCCUGUUCUGUGCAGUUCGACAGGGACACUGGCAGAUUGCAGAUCUGUUGCUGCAGCAUGGGGCGGAUGUGAAUGUAAGUGACAAACAGGGCCGCACACUGCUGAUGGUGGCCGCAUGUGAGGGGCAUCUCAGCACGGCCGACUUCCUGUUGUCUAAAGGUGCCUCUUUAGCAUCGGUGGAUAAGGAAGGGUUAACUCCCCUCAGCUGGGCAUGUUUAAAAGGACACAAGAACGUUGUUCAGUUUUUGGUGGAAAAGGGUGCAGUUAUCGACCACUCAGACAAGAAUGGACGCACACCGCUGGACCUGGCUGCCUUCUAUGGAGACGCUGAUAUUGUUCAUUAUCUGGUUGAGAAGGGUGCAGUGAUCGAGCAUGUGGACUACAGUGGCAUGAGGCCGCUGGAUCGAGCCAUCGGCUGCAGAAACACCUCCGUUGUGCUGACCUUACUGAAGAAAGGAGCCAAACUAGGCUACAGAACGUCGCCUUAUGAUCGAACAGGUAACGCAGCCUGGGCGAUGGCGACCUCCAAACCCGACAUCCUCAUCAUCCUCCUGCAGAAGCUCAUGGAGGAAGGAAACCUGCUGUAUAAGAGAGGGAAGAUGAAGGAAGCGGCUCAGCGGUAUCAGUACGCACUAAGGAAGUUUCCCAGAGAGGGUUUCGGUGAUGAACUGAAGGCCUUUAAGGAACUGCGUGUGUCUUUGUACCUCAAUCUCUCCCGCUGUCGACGGAAAACCAAUGACUUUGGCAUGGCUGAGGAGUUUGCCACAAAGGCUUUGGAGCUCAAACCCAAAUCAUACGAGGCGUACUACGCUAGAGCCAGAGCCAAACGCAGCAGCAGACAGUUCACCGCGGCGUUAGCUGACCUGCACGAGGCCACGAAGCUCUGCCCGAACAACCGCGAGAUCGGCCGUCUGCUGGCUCGCGUCGAGGACGAGUGUAAGCAGAUGCAGCGCAGCCAGAGCAAACACCAGGGGCUGUCCAACCCGCCGGAAGACCAGGAGUACGCCGAUCGAGAGGAGGAGGAUGUGACGGAGCGCGUCGAUGAGGACGAGGAUGAGGAUGACGACUCUGAGGCCUGGUCUCAAAACAUCUACUCGCUAAACAGGACUUCUAACGGCCGCUCGGUUUCACCGCCUCACAAACAAAGCCUCCGACAUCAGCACAGGGAGUCUGUGGCUCAAAAGAGCCUCGUUUCGCAGCCGAGCAAACAGGCGCAGAUUGUCAAAACCAACCAACACCUCGGAUCGAUACAGGUGGGUUCUGCACGCCCAACAAACACAAAAAGCCAGUCGCAGUACGCGCCCUCUAGCCCGAUCCCGAGCCGGCAUAUUUCCAGCGUGCUGAAGGCCGGACCGGGCAUCGACAUCAGCCCGUUACUGCCCGCCAACGAUGAUGCAGGACGCCACGAAAUUGAGGAUCUUCAUCACGUCCAAGUACACUCAUCUCUGGACGGGACGGUCCACUCCGUGACCUCCGGAGCUCAAGGUCAGGAGCUCAGAAAAGAUACCAGCAUGAGGGUUUCCAGCUCCACCAGCAGCCUGGCGUCCAGCAGCAGUUUAUCAGACAGCGGGAAAGCACAAGGCCCGGACGUGCGCACCAAGGACAAACCUAAAAUCAGCCAGACGGGCUCUGUGGAAUAUAAACCUCGACCGUUCAUGGGAAUCAUGGACAAAACGGCUCGAUUUCAGCAGCAGCAGCAGCAGCCGGCACCUCGAGGUUGGCAGAGUCACUCCAGCGAAGGUCUCGUAGCUUCUGCAGGUCUGACGGGUGAGAUCAUGUACGCCAAACCGUCCAGCUCUUAUUAUGAGCAGCUCAAGGGUCCUGCGAUGGGCGGCCUGCACAACGGGAGUCUGCAUGCUAAAGAGUUCUGUCAUAAAGAGCCCAAACCGGUCCUGACCAUGGCACAUUCGUUCACAGACAGUAUGCAGAAGCAGCCUGGUUUAGCUCGAGAAAACACCUCCAUUCAUGUAGCGUCAAUGAAACCAAAGAGAUCCUUUAUAGAGUCUAAUGUUUAGAGCAUUCAUAUGCAACAGCCCCACCAAAACACACUUCAGAUGAAUAUAUAUAGUACCGGUCAAAAGUUAAUGUUGUUGAAAGAAGUCUCUUCUGCUCAUCAAGCCUAAAUUUAUUUGAUCAAAAAUACAGUAAAACCAGUAAUAUUGUGAAAUAUUAUUACAAUUUAAAAUAAUGGUUUUCUAUGUGAAUAUAUUUUAAAAUAUAAUUUAUUUCUGUGAUCAAAGCUGAAUUUUCAGCAUCAUUACUCCAGUCUUCAGUGUCACAUGAUCCUUCAGAAAUCAUUCUGAUAUGAUGAUUUGCUGCUCUGAUUAAUGCUGAUUUGUCAUUAUCAAUGUUGGAACAGUUGCGUUAUCUUUUUGGAACAUGUGAUACUUAUUUCAGGAUUUAUUGAUGAAUAAAAAGUUAAAAAGAACAGCAUUUAUUCAAAAUAGAAAUAUUUUCUAACAAUAUAAAAUCUUUACUAUCACUUUUUAUCAAUUUAACACAUUCUUGCUGAAUAUAAGUAUUAAUUUCUUUGAAAAAAAAAAAAACUGACCCCAAACUUUUGAACGGUAGUGUAUAUUGUUACAAAAGAUUUCUAUUUUGAAUAAAUGCUGUUCUUUUUUAACUUUUUAUUCAUUAAAUGAUCCUGAAAAAAGAAUCACAGGUUAUAAAAAAAUAUUAAGCAGCACAACAUUGAUAAUAAAUCAUCAUAUUAGAAUGAUUUCUGAAGGAUCAUGUGACACUGAAGACUGGAGUAAUGAUGCUGAAAAUUCAGAUUUGAUCACAGAAAUAAAUUACAUUUUAAAGUGUAUUAAAAUAGAAAAACAUUAUUUUAAAUUGUAAUAAUAUUUCACAAUUUUACUGUUUUUUUUUCAGUAUUUUUGAUCAAAUAAAUGCAGCCUUGGUGAGGAGAAGAGACUUCUUUCAAAAAACAUUAAAAAUAGUACUGUUUUCAAACUUUUUACCAGUACGGUAUACACACACACACACACACACAUAUAUAUAUAUAUAUAUAUAUAUAUAUGCUACCAUUCAAAAGUCAGUAAGAAAUGAAUACAUUAACCCUCUGGUGCUCUUCGGUCACUGAAAAAUUUUGUUACUUUUUUUUUUCCUGAAUUUUUUACGUCAUCAGAAUGGUACAAAACUUUUGGCACUUGCUGUGUGACACAAAAAUCAUAGACAAGAUUCAAAAAGGUUAAAUGGUCCUGCAAAAAAUAGUCAGACUUGUGCUCCUCGCGGUCAAAAAUGAGCACAUUGUUUAGAUUUAUGGCUUUGAUUUUCUUGCAGUUUUAGAGUAAAAUGUGUUUUUGAAAAAUAUUUCAUAUAAAAAUUGAUGAUAGUAUUAGUAUUUUUGUGCAUUUUUCAUAACAAUAAGCGUAAAAUUCUGUAACUUUAAGUUAAUUUUUUAUAAAACUUUUUUCACAAUAAUUUGCCAAGUGUCGUCUUUAAAAUGAGAUCAAAAUUAAGUCUAAAUGUGCUCUAAAGCAUUCAAGAUUUAUGACAGUUUAAGUUGGAAAUUUCAUUUUCAGGUCUAUGCUCAAAAAGUGAAUAAAUGGAUUGUAACUACAGCGUAAAUAUUAUUUAGUACCAUAAAAUCCCCUAAAAGUACACAAUAUUAAAAAAACAUUAUCAAACUAAAAUAUAGUACAUUCAUUUCAUUGAAAUAAAAUAAAAAUCGGUCAUUUUUCACUGACACGCGAAGAGCACCAGAGGGUUAAAUCGAUCAAAAGUGACAGUAAAGACUUAAAAAGUCCAACUUUUGAAUGGUAGUGUUUAUAUAAGCAUAGAUUUGCAGAAAAUAUACAGUCCAAAAGUUUGAACCCACAUACUUAUUCUUCAUUAUUCAUAUUUUCAAUAUUGUAGAAGAAUGUGUUUCAACUCAUUCAUUUAAUUUUUUUAUUUAAAUAAAAUUUUAUAAAGUAGGCACAAUUUAUAUUUGUCUACAAAACUAAUUUCAAGCCUUUAGAUCAAAAGGGUGGAAAGAUCAUGAGAAAACAAUUAUAUAGUUCUUAAAAGAGCAUUCACAAACACAAUAUCCGCUCAGAAAUAUAUUGUAAAGUUCAGACUUCUGUUAAUUGGUGAAGCAAGUGCAGUUAUCGUUCUGUUUCUACUCUUUAAGCCCUGUGAACAUGGACAACCUGAGCAUCCAGGACGGCUAUUUUUAUGCCCUUCAAAAGGGACCAUAAUGAACCGUAUCCGCCUGAACCGGGGCUCGAUCGCUGCGUCACAUGACCGCACUGAAUCAGUGGAGGGACGUGGAGAUCACGGCACUGAAGGACUGUGCACAGAGAUCAGACCCUCGACUAUGUAAAUAUUACGACGUGUAUUUUCCACCUUUAUGUGAAGACCAUUAUUUGACCAUUUAUCUACAAAAAAGUUGAGUUUUUCAUGCAUUUUUGGUUGCCAUGAUGUUUGCGGUUAUUAAACUUGUACCUGGUCUGUUUGUAUGUUUGUACAUUACACUACAAUGUUGAAAAGUUCUUUCCUGCUUGUUGUUCCUGUCUAGGUUAAUUUAUUUGCGGCGCCUCUGGCUUGGUAACUGUCAAAGCAAUAUAUUUUAUAUAGUUAUUUUUGCACAGCUACUUUUAAGAGAAAUAUGAAACGGAAAUAUGUUUUAUGAAUAUGAAACUAUAGAGGCCAUCUGAGUGUGAGCGCAUGCUAAAGUUUAUGUGAAGGAAUUGGAGAAAAAUAUAAUUCAAAGUGAUACAUUUGAGAUGGGCAGAUGUUAUUUUAAUGUAUAUAUAUAUUAUUUUUUUCUGCAAUUGGUGCCUCAUGAGUUGUGUUGAUCUGUUACUGCAGUCUGUAUUAAAAAUGAAUUCAUUUCUGCCAUGAUCCAUCUAUACGGGAAAUAAAAAUCCCACUGGAAAAAGUA
Ctenopharyngodon idella (grass carp) is the source of this 8388-nucleotide messenger RNA. RefSeq names its product tetratricopeptide repeat, ankyrin repeat and coiled-coil containing 1b (gene tanc1b). The record is from RefSeq and is a predicted model, not a curated record. NCBI's taxonomy places the organism in Eukaryota, Metazoa, Chordata, Actinopteri, Cypriniformes, Xenocyprididae. Bases 194 to 5533 code for a protein of 1779 amino acids. Gene Ontology annotation, molecular function: protein binding. The transcript has 27 exons.